UGUGUAAAUUGUGAUGGUGUGUGAAUGUAAGAACUAAAUCGGCAGUAGAGUAUAUAUAUAUUUUUUUUGUGUGUCACACAUUAGAAUUGACUUGGUCAUGGGCACAGUACGGCUCCAAUUUUGUUACUUAGAACCUAUUUUUUUGUUAGCUGAAUAAGAAGAAUCGAAACGUGAUAUAAAUUAAAAAAGAAGCAAAAUAAAUCCUCUUCGUUCCCGCAUCUAUAACUUCGUAAUACGACGCCAGUAAUAACUACUUAGAUUUGCAAUAUGAAUUCACUAUUGAUAUCAACGGGUUGCCGGCAAUUGAUUACAAAAUUUAGCCGCUUCAAUGUCAAUAAAGCGAACAACGACGGUUUACAUCACAUGUACCGAUCAUUGAAUAAUAAACAUUCGCACAUCAUUCGUCAGUAUUCGAGUACAGUGAAUCAUCGAUCGUUGGUCACUCCUCUAGUAUUGCCACCAUCUUCCGUAGUGAAUAAUAAAUUAUGGCAUCACAGAGAUUUGCAAUCUACAUACACGAUACGCGCAUUUUCGUUGAGUUCAACGCUCAGGGAAUCACAGGCAUCGUCAAAGGUCGAAGAAACGGUACGAAAGCUACAGGAAAAAGAGCGCGAAGAUAAAGAGCAGAAAAGUAAAGAGGCAGCUGCAACAUCCACACAAAUUGAGGUCGGUGAAGCGACCACUUCGGCAGCAAGCACGGCCGCUGCCACCGUAACGGCCACAGCGGUUGCACCAAAAGUCGUAAAGAAAAGUCUCAAACAACGUAUAUGGGACGAAUUGGUUCAUUAUUAUCAUGGAUUUCGAUUGUUAUUCAUUGACAUGAAUGUUGCACGAAAAUUGGUCGGUAAAUUGUUGCACGGUGAAUCAUUAACACGUCGUGAAUAUCGACUGUUGAUUCGAACCACCGGCGAUAUGUUUCGUUUGGUGCCAUUUUCUGUGUUCAUCAUAGUUCCAUUUAUGGAAUUUUUACUGCCAGUUUUUAUAAAAUUUUUCCCGGGCAUGUUGCCAUCAACAUUCGAAACGGCCAGCGAACGUGAGCUUAAGGCACGCAAUCAACUCAAAGUUAAACUUGAAAUGGCAAAAUUCUUGCAAAAAACACUCGACGAAAUGGAUGUACAACACAAAGAACAUCAAUCGGAAGAGGCAAAAGAUUUUGUGCUAUUCUUUAACAAAGUUCGGUCAUCGGGUGCGGCAGCCACAUCGGAAGAGAUCAUCAAAUUCUCAAAACUGUUCGAAGAUGAAAUUACAUUGGACUCAUUGUCGCGACAACAAUUGACCGCCAUUUGUAAAGUAUUAGAAGUGGGAUCGCUCGGCACGAGCAAUUUUCUUCGGUUUCAACUUCGCAUGAAAUUACGGUCAUUGGCUGCCGAUGAUCGGAUGAUUCAACGGGAAAGCAUUGAUUCAUUGACAACACAGGAAUUACAGGCCGCUUGCCGUGCAAGAGGCAUGCGAGCAUAUGGUAUUUCCGAAGAACAAUUAAAAUUACAACUGGGGGAAUGGAUUAAUUUGAGCUUAAAUGAAAAAGUGCCUCCAUCAUUGUUGCUAUUGAGUCGAGCAAUGAUGUUACCCGAAGACAUUCCGACGGCAGAAAAACUCAAAGCAUCCAUCUCAUCGUUGCCGGAUGCAGCCGCAAUUCAAACACGGGCGGCAAUCGGUGAACGUGAAGGUAAAAUCGAUAAUAAGACACAAAUCGAAAUCAUUCGCGAUGAACAACGUAAAAUCAAAGAAGAAUUGGAAGAAGCUAAAGAAGUGGCGGCCAGCACCGAAAAGGAUAAAGAUGUUUUGCUUGACACUGCCAAAGUUAUUACCGAUGACAUUACCAACAAAGACAUCGAUCUGGUGUCGGACGCUUUGGACGCCGUUUCGGAUAGCAAAAAUAUGAUCAUCGAAAAGGAAGAAAUUAAAGAGCUCAAAGAAGAAAUUGCCGAAUACAAAGAAGAUGUUGAACAACUUAAAGAAAUUGCCGAAAAAUCGGACGUUAAAAUUAAUGUACGCGAAUCGGCGGCAGCCAAGAGAUUACUCAAGAAGGUUGAUGCUAUGAUUAGCAAACUUGACAAAGUGAUGCACAAUUUGGAGAAAGAAAAGAUUCAGGCGGUUAAUGUUGAAGACAAAGCCGGAGAUGAACUUGUUCGCAUCGAUGAAGUUAUGAAGGCUGUGCAAAAGAUGCAAAAAGUCACAGAUCAUUCGAAAAUGGAUCAAAUAUCGACAUUCUUGGAGAGAAUCGACGAUGAUCGUGAUGGUCAAUUGAAAGUGGAUGACGUUUUAAAGAUAUUCGAAACGAUUGGAACAGAAAACAUAAAAUUGAAUUCGAAGCAAAUCGAUGAAUUAUUAGAUUUAAUAACCAAGGAGGAAUACCUGGAGAACGAGGAAAAGAUACAAAAAGCAUUGGAAAAGAGCAAAGAGGAGCGUGAACAACGGCAGUCACAAAAUAAAUCCACAUACUCGACACAUGAUGAUGAACAUCUGAAUAAACUCGACGAUGAAAAGCAUAUUUUAGACGCCGAAAAAACGCCUACCUUCGAGUCAACCAGCGAUGAAAGUCUGCAGAAAAAAUUAAGUAAUUUGGAUUUAAGUGACCAAUCGACAAAAAGUCCCAAAAAACCUAGCUUGUAAUUUUUUUUUUCGUUUAUCAUUAUAAAUUGAUGUAAAACAUUUUGUUAGGUAAUUUAAUUGAAACGAAUUAUGAUGAAACUGAAUUAAUUGUUCCAAUUUUUACAUUGUAAAUACGUUUGACGGGGAUAAUUCCCGUCUUUAAAAUUUUCAAUUGUACAAAUUAAUUGACAUGAAAAGCGCUUAUAUAAUAAACACAAAUAAGCAUCAUUUCAAACGAAAAUUGGUUUGUGAACUUUUUUUUAUGCUUUCUAGUAGUUUAUUGUUUGUUCAAAAUGGAAGAAGAAGAUAACAAAAUAAAGACAAUAAAUUAUCCUGUAGGAAGAAUUGACGUGAA
Molecule: messenger RNA, 2947 nt
Organism: Contarinia nasturtii (swede midge)
Lineage: Eukaryota; Metazoa; Arthropoda; Insecta; Diptera; Cecidomyiidae
Gene: Letm1
Product: mitochondrial proton/calcium exchanger protein
Exons: 8
Coding region: 268-2613 (781 amino acids)
Biological process (GO): intracellular monoatomic cation homeostasis
Cellular component (GO): mitochondrial inner membrane
Molecular function (GO): ribosome binding; calcium ion binding
Source: RefSeq, a predicted model, not a curated record